Molecule: messenger RNA, 2432 nt
Organism: Eimeria necatrix
Lineage: Eukaryota; Apicomplexa; Conoidasida; Eucoccidiorida; Eimeriidae
Exons: 2
Biological process (GO): regulation of transcription by RNA polymerase II
Cellular component (GO): nucleus
Molecular function (GO): transcription cis-regulatory region binding
Source: RefSeq, a predicted model, not a curated record
AUGGUGCGGAAAUGGGAAGACGCGGCGCAGGCUGCGAAUCUGCUGCCUGCUGCUGCACGAAAAGUCGUGCACAACUCGCACAGUGCUCUAUGGGCUUUCGCCUCCUCUAAAACGCAGCCCCGGCGGGGCCCCUCUGCUGCGCCCGCCCAGCCCGCCGCCUCCGCAGCCCCGGGGGCCCCUCCGCGCCUGCAGCCAGGGGCCCCCGCCCCUCGCCCGCAGCAGGGGGCCCCCUGCAGCAAACAGCGCCAGCAGCAGCAGCAGCGCAGCACGAAAGGGGGUCGCAGCAGCCUGCUGCUCUCCUCCAGCUCCCCAGGGGGGCCCCCCAGUAUCAUGGGGGAGGGGCCCCCGGGGCCCUCAGUGCUGUCUGGCUCUGAUCAGGGGCCCGGGGGUGCUGCGCAGUCCCAGGAGUUGUGCCCCCCUUCGCCCUCGCAUUUGCAGCCUGCUGCGCCCGCUGCAGCAGCAGCAGCUGCAGCAGCAGCAGCUGCAGCAGCAGCAGCAGCAGCAGCAGCAGCGAGUCCCGCUGGCGACAGAAGCAGCGGCGAGAGCCUUGCUGCUCCAGCAGCAGCAGCAGCAGCAGCAGCAGCCACUGCCGCCGUGGAGCCGCUAGCCUCGCCUCAAGAGCCCAGGGGGGCCCCCAAGGGCCCCCAAAGCAAUGGGGGGGCCCCCAGCCCUCGUGGCUCUCUGGGGGCCCCCGCAGGCCCACAGCUUCCUGGCCCCGGCCACACACUGCAGGAAUCCAGCGAUGAACAGCAGCAGCAGCAGCAGCAGCAGCAGCAGCAGCAGCAGCAAAGAGGGAAUACGGCUGCAGAGGGAAAGUGCGGACGGCAGGACGGCUCCAAAGACGGAAUAAAGAGCCGACGGCGAAGUAGAGGGCAGCAGCUCAAACUGCAGCAGGAAAGCCAGAAGCAGCAGCAGCAGCAGCAGCAGCAGCAGCAGCAGCAGCAGCAGCAGCCGGUAAGCGCAGGUGAAGAAGCAGCAGGCCAUUUAUUGACGCAGGAGGCGGAGGGCCAGAAUUGCCAGCAGCCUCAGACCCACGAGGCACAAGAAGAGCAGCAGCAGCAGCAGCAGCUGCUGCUGCUGCUACAGCAGCAACACCAUGCUGCCCAGCAAGGGCAGCAGCGUGGAGGUUCGCAGCCGCAGAAGCACCAAUUGCAGCAGCAGCAGCAGCAGCAGCAGCGGCAGCAGCAGCAGCACAAAGAUGCCCCUCAGGAGCAGCUUGCGGAGGUAGCAGGCACCGGCAGAGACAGGCCGGGUGCUGCAGCAGGAAGCAGUGAUGCAGGAGCAGCAGCAGCUGGUGCUGUUGCUGCAAAUCCGGCUGGUGCUGCUGCUGCUGCUGCUGCUGCUGAUUCUCCUGCUGCUGCUGACGCUGCUGGUGAAGUGGCUGGUGCAGCAAAAUCAGCCCGUGAGGCAGCAGCAGCAGAAAGCCGCAGAGACUUUAUGUCGCUGCCUAGUUUGCCAGCUGGCGAGAGACCCGUGACCAGCAGCAGCAGCAGCAGCGGCAGCAGCAGCAGCGGCAGCAACAGCAGCAGCAGCAGCAGCACCAGCAGCAGCAGCAGCUCGGGCCUCAGUACAUUUCGGCACCCCUGGCGAAUCCCUUCAUCGGAAACAUCGUCGCAGCUCUUGUCGCAGCAGCGGCAGCUGUACCAUCCGCAGCAGCAGGAACGGCAGCGGCAGCAGCAGCAGCAGCAGCAGCAACAGCAGCAGCAGCAGCAGCAGCAAGGGUGUUCCCGCACAGCAACGCACGCAGCCCACAGCGCAGCUCACCGGUCCGCUGCUGGGCUUCGGUGCAGUAGGGGUGCGGCCGCAAGCCCCGCAGCCGCAGCAGCAGCUGCUGCUCCCGCAGCAGCAGCAGCAGCAGCAGCAGCAGCAGCUGGCAGCAGCCGGCUGGACUCGCUGUCUUCCUCGGAGCUGCCCCCAAACCCCAGACACCGCAAUCUGCUGCUGACGGAUCCGCUGCUGCUGCGGCAGCAAGCGCUGCAGGAGUUGGAGAGACACGGGCGCAUUCCCCCGGUGACAGCCUGCAGCAAGCUGCCUUUUCCCUACCUGAACGCAGCAGCAGCAGCAGCAGCAGCAGCAGCAGCAGCAGCAGCGGACGCCGCGGCAGCGCGCGGCGCCAGGGACUCCCAGAGGAGGCGCAGCAGCAGCAGCGCAGCCAGCAGCAGCAACGCCCCCGCCGACGCAGCAGCAGCGCCCGCGAAGCCCAAGGGAAUCUUCGGUUGGCUGCGGAGCCUUCUGCAGCUAGAUAGCAGCAGCAGCAGCAGCAGCAGCAGCAGCAGCAGCAGCAGCAGCAGCAGCGCGCAGAAAGCUAAGAGGCCCCCUGCCGAGCCGGCUUCUCCCCCCAGCGAGGCCAUCGAGCCCAGCCGAGACCCCGCGCUCCCGCAUCCCUCCAGCAGCAGCAGCAGCAGCAGCAGCAGCAGCAGCAGCAGCAGCAC